AUGAUCGACCAUGGGAAGCGGUUUGGAGGCGAGCAGCCGGAGGUGUCUAGACAGUGUCAUCAACGCGGGAGUCCGCACAACUCGUUCUGGUCCGACGACGAGGACGAAUCGACGUGCCUCUCCCGGCUCAAGCAGCCCCGGCCAACAGACCUAGAAGGUUGGCGCGACCUGGCACGACAAGCUGGUGUCGAGAACAAAAUGCUUCGCUGUCGAAUUCGAGACUGUGAAAAGCAGAUUUUCACUCUCCAGCAACAGGUCGACAGAGAAACAGCCCGCGCGGCGGCGCAGGCCAAAAAUCAACUGACGAUGGAAGCUGAUCUCCGAACAGCGAGGGACGAGUUGCUUCGGCUACGGCACACCAUUAGGAUGAACCAAAGAGGAGCGGAGUUGACUCGUGGAGCAGUGAUUGGCGGAGGCGCUGGAGACUGCAGCCGCGAGGUGUUUUUGUUGCGAGAGGCGCUGGCCGAAGCCGCAGAGUAUCAUAUGCAACUACUGCAACAAAACGACAGUCUCCGCGUUCAAGUGGAAUGGCUCCGCCGUAGCGACGCGCCGGAGGCCUCGACGCGUAGCAAGGACGCCGACAAAACGCGCUUGGACGCGCACCUGGGAGACCACGAACGCCGUGAGCUGGAGCAGUUACGAGAUCUUUUUUACCGGCUUCAGAGUGCUGCGGAAGACAACGCAGGACAUCUCGAUGCAGUUAAACUCGGGGCUUGGGCUGGCGAGGAGGACGGUGGCCGCGCAGGCGAUCGAUCUCGUAUUCAUCCGUCGGCAGGUCGGCGACGAGCAGGGAGUGUCUCGGAUAAUGCGUGUGGCCACAGUGCAGGCGUCGACUCGAGCAGUCGCGUCUUUAUGGAACGGUCCACAAGCGGGGACACGGCCCCGCUGGGAGCCGUCUUGCUGUCAAAACGCGGGGUCUCCGAGGAAAACUGCAGUUCGUUACCCUCCGGAUCGCCCACUGGUUUCUUCAAGGACACGGACGUUUCACCUGCAAAGUCCGGGCCGGACCGCGUGCCACGCGAGUCCGUCAAACGGGAGGAUGCCCAGGAACCCAUCAAACGACUGGACCAGAGAAUCCGAGAGUACCAGAGCAAGGCGCCAGGAGCAACAGCCGCAACCGGGGAGCCUUCGCCUCGGCUUUGCGCAAGUCGCGAUCGAUGUGUCUCAGACAAGUAA
Neospora caninum is the source of this 1176-nucleotide messenger RNA. RefSeq lists its product as hypothetical. NCBI's taxonomy places the organism in Eukaryota, Apicomplexa, Conoidasida, Eucoccidiorida, Sarcocystidae. The record is from RefSeq and is a predicted model, not a curated record. The transcript has 8 exons. Bases 1 to 1176 code for a protein of 391 amino acids.